CAGCAUGGGUGGGGCCAUUGCUGUUCAUGUUGGAGUUCAAAAACUGUUGAGUACCUCUUUAGCUGGACUAGCUGUUAUUGAUGUAGUGGAAGGGACGGCGAUGGAAGCAUUGUCUGCUAUGCAGUCUUUUUUGAGAAGCAGACCAUCUUCGUUUCAAUCACUGGAAGAAGGAAUAGAAUGGAGUAUACGAAGUGGCCAGGUCCACAAUGUGGAAUCAGCGCGUAUAUCCAUGGCUGGACAGUUAGUCAGGUGUAGUGGUGACAGUGAAGAUAAAGUAAAUAGUGAGUGUCCAACUUCUCCCCCACUGUCACAUGCCUGUGAUACAAUUAGUGAAGAAUCUGAAGAAACAGUCAAUACAAAAGCUUCGACUGUGGUGUAUGCAGGGAAUAGUCAGGUGGAUACAGGGCAGAAGAGGGCUGAUGAGAGAUUUAUUUGGAGGAUUGACUUGUCCAAGACUGAUCAGUUUUGGGAAGGCUGGUUUAAAGGCAUGUCCAAUUUGUUCUUAUCGUGUCCUGUUCCAAAGCUUCUCAUCUUGGCAGGUGUGGAUCGUCUUGACAAAGAUCUGACGAUUGGUCAAAUGCAAGGUAAAUUUCAGAUGCAAGUAUUACCACGCUGCGGUCAUUGCGUUCACGAG
Pocillopora damicornis (cauliflower coral) is the source of this 634-nucleotide messenger RNA. RefSeq names its product protein phosphatase methylesterase 1. Gene Ontology annotation, biological process: protein demethylation. The record is from RefSeq and is a predicted model, not a curated record. Gene Ontology annotation, molecular function: protein methylesterase activity. NCBI's taxonomy places the organism in Eukaryota, Metazoa, Cnidaria, Anthozoa, Scleractinia, Pocilloporidae.